AUGGCGGCGCCUGCUACGCCGACGAAAACGUGUGCUCUCAGUGAUAUUUGUGUUCUCUGCGGGUUUUCUUUCAUUCAGUAUGAAAAGAAAGACAAUGGUGAGGUCAUACUACGUAAACAUUUUGACCGGAAACUCAGGUUUACCACUGAGAGGGUAGAAAAUGUUUAUAAAAUAACUGGUAUCAACUUUUCAAGCAACAGUGCCGUGUGCCUGAAAUGUUAUAGAAGUGUGGACAGUGUGAUAAAAUCUGAACAGAAAAACGAGAACAUAAAAGCAAACAUAUGUAGCAUGGCUAGGAAAAUUAAUGAAACACAUCUGCUACAGCUACCUUCUCCCAGAAGAAAGGUUAUUACGAAACGGAUGCUACGAAGUCCAGUGGUAACGCAGUCAGCAAAGAAAGGCAAGACAUUUAAUAUAGAAGCUGUUAAGUAUAUACCUGUCCAUAUAGCACCUUUUAAAGAAAUAACUAAUACAGGUGAUAUUGAUAAGCCAAAGACUGUACGGAGAUCACUAGAAUUUCAGGAUGUGAAAGUGAAUCUUCAAGCCAAUCAAGGUGAAAUUGAGAUAACCAUUGCAUACCCAAGUGGAAGAAGAACAGAGCUUGUAAGAAAUGAAACAGAACAGAAAAUAUGUAGAGCUAUUUUUAAUGGUAGGUCCUCAGGAAAUGCCAAAAAUGCUAUAAUUGCUGUAGUAUCCACAGCUUACAGGAAGGAGGUUGUUACAGCAGUGUCACACAUCAUAAGUUGUGAAUCAAAAGAACUCUGUAAAAGAAAUUCAGGAAGCAUUCUCCAGCAAAAAGACCACAACAGUAUAUUAGAAUUUUCUUGGGAUAAGUUUUACAGGGAGCUUCACAUCAAAGCACCAAACACCCUGAGAGUUAUUCAGUCAGCAGUUAGUGAUGUUCCAGUUGCCAUUGGUGAGAAGAAAUUCAUAAACUUAAUGCUUACAGUAGCUUCAGCAUUUCACGGACGUAAUCAAGAGAUGCCAUCGGUGCAUUACCAGCUCGGUUUCAUUUUGGCUCAUGGAGGAUGUACACAGAGGGAUAUUGACAGAUUAGCCAAGUGCGGAAUGACUGUGACAAGUAAAUCCAUGCACAGCAAGUUAGAAACCUGGAUAUCAAAUUUAGAUGCAGAGGUCAUAGCACUGAAGAAGUCUUGGGAGGAGGGUCAAGAAAAUACAACAAAAUACCAGUUAAUUGGUGACAAUUGGGAUAAAAAAAUACUGCCAUCCUACAGGACCUCCCAGAACCAGACACAAUCCAUACAUUUGUUUAAUGUAUUGAUUGCUGUAGAUAGAGUGCAAAUACCUGUGGUAACUCCAGAAAGAGACCUAGAAUAUGCAGACAUCUCUUUUGAAAAAUUCGUGCCAUCACUUGAAGAACAAGAAAAGUUGAAGGAAGAAUUGGUUUUUAUUACUGCAACAUCUGUGAUCAGGAACAUUCCCCACCUUUCAAAACUAUUGGACAAAAUAUAUCCCAAACAUCUGCCACACAAGUAUAGUGAUCAAGCAGGAAUUAAAACAGUACAAUAUCCGUUAGGACUGUAUGACUGUAAUGAAACCAAAACAGCGGAUGUCAUCAAGCUCUUAAAAGAAUUACAGCAGAAGUAUGUUCCUCACAGAGAUGGAGAGAUUUGUGAGCCUGUUCUUUUUGGUGGUGACCGGCUUACUGAUGAGCGCAUUCAGUGUGCACAGGAAGCCAUGCUUAAUGGUAACACGUCUGAUGAUAGAUUAGAAGGUUUCAUAUCCAAAAUCGAGGAUUUCCACAGAUCAAUGAAUUUUUUUAGAAAAAUGGAUCUUGAGAAUUUAUCAGAUUCCAUUCCGCUGCCUCAACAAUUUUACCAGUAUACAGAUGCAGACAAAAUCUCAUGGAUAAAUGACAUAUGUGAAAGGAUCAUUGAAAAAUACUUUUUUGAGGGUUCUCCUGAUAUUAUGUCCAUGUUAAGAGAUUGUGUGACCGACAAAAAUCAUCCGGACAAUUAUUGGGUGUCAAAUUUCAAUGAAGGUAGAGUGAAUGUCAUCAUUGUGAAAAAACUUAUGCGUAUGUUGGCAGUCUGA
Molecule: messenger RNA, 2055 nt
Organism: Saccostrea echinata
Lineage: Eukaryota; Metazoa; Mollusca; Bivalvia; Ostreida; Ostreidae
Exons: 7
Coding region: 1-2055 (684 amino acids)
Source: RefSeq, a predicted model, not a curated record